GCGAUUGGCUCCGUCCGCCGUCCGUCGGAGCGUCGGUCACCGCCCCGCCCCCUCGCCGCGUCGCCGGUGCCUGCGCUGCCCGCCUCACCUCGCUUCUCCUGUCCCGGCGGAGGCCCGGGCGGCCAGCGCGAGCAGCGGGGACCAUGUUCCGACGCAAGCUCACGGCUCUGGAUUACCACAACCCCUCAGGCUUCAACUGCAAAGAUGAAACAGAAUUUAGAAACUUUAUCGUUUGGCUUGAAGACCAGAAAAUCAGACACUACAAGAUUGAAGACAGAGGUAACUUGAGAAACAUCCACAGCAGUGAGUGGCCCAAGUUCUUUGAAAAGUAUCUCAAAGAUGUUAACUGUCCUUUCAAGAUUCAGGAUCGGCAAGAAGCAAUUGACUGGCUUCUUGGUUUAGCUGUUAGACUUGAAUAUGGAGAUAACGCUGAAAAAUACAAGGACUUAGUACCUGAUAACAGGAAAAAUACUGACAACGCAGCUAAAAAUGCAGAGCCACUGAUCAACUUGGAUGUAAAUAAUCCCGAUUUUAAGGCGGGUGUCAUGGCUCUGGCUAACCUCCUUCAGAUUCAGCGUCAUGAUGACUACUUGGUAAUGCUUAAGGCAAUUCGCAUUUUGGUUCAGGAACGUCUAACACAGGAUGCAGUUGCUAAAGCAAAUCAAACAAAAGAGGGCUUACCUGUUGCUUUAGAGAAACAUAUUCUUGGCUUUGACACAGGCGAUGCAGUUCUUAAUGAAGCUGCUCAGAUCCUGCGAUUGCUGCACAUAGAAGAGCUCAGAGAGCUACAGACAAAAAUUAAUGAAGCCAUAGUAGCUGUCCAGGCCAUCAUUGCUGAUCCAAAGACAGACCACAGACUGGGGAAAGUUGGGAGAUGAGCACAUGAGGAUGUCAGCUUCUCACCUGCUUAGUGAUGGGAACCAUUACACCAGCAUGUGCUUGGAAAUGAGAUGUCUCACACUUGGAAGGGAGAACCCCAGGAGAUUGACCAUGUUCUAGAGAUUCACCACCACUGCUUUUUCUUUAAUAAAGUUGGGGAAGGAAAAGG
Mus caroli (Ryukyu mouse) is the source of this 1048-nucleotide messenger RNA. It is a transcript of the gene Rtraf, whose product is annotated as RNA transcription, translation and transport factor. Lineage: Eukaryota; Metazoa; Chordata; Mammalia; Rodentia; Muridae. The record is from RefSeq and is a predicted model, not a curated record.